Messenger RNA from Phalaenopsis equestris, 1374 nucleotides. Its product is annotated as aspartic proteinase CDR1-like. Gene Ontology annotation, molecular function: aspartic-type endopeptidase activity. The transcript has a single exon. Gene Ontology annotation, biological process: proteolysis. Gene Ontology annotation, cellular component: extracellular region. Bases 1 to 1374 code for a protein of 457 amino acids. The record is from RefSeq and is a predicted model, not a curated record. Lineage: Eukaryota; Viridiplantae; Streptophyta; Magnoliopsida; Asparagales; Orchidaceae.
AUGGCCUUCUCUUCAUACCAUCUUCCAAUCGCUCUGCUCAUUCUCUCGGUUGCCAGCCACCUUCCAAUUCUAGCAUCGUGUAGUAGCAAUGGCUUUUCUAUAGAGCUCAUCCAUCGCGACUCCCCCAAGUCGCCGCUCUAUGACCCCAAAUCCACAUAUUCAUCCCGCAUACGUGCGGCAGCUGACCGCUCUCGUUCCCGUGCCAUCUACUUUCGUGAUGCCAUCCACAAGUCCCGUAGUUCUUCCUCUGCACUUCCCAUGGAUGAUGCCGACAACUUUUACUCAGAGAUCACCCCAAACACCUUCGAGUACUUGAUGAGCUUCUACCUUGGUACACCAACAAAGAAGAUCCUCGCCAUCGCUGACACAGGCAGUGAUCUCAUAUGGGUCCAAUGCGCCCCGUGCAAUGAAUGCUACUCCCAAACUGCCCCUCUUUUUGACCCGCAAGCUUCAUCUACAUACAAAACAAUCUCCUGUAAUACCGACCCUUGCUCGAUACUACCACAAAGCAGUUGCGGCCCCUCCUUGCAGUGCUACUAUCAAUAUGGAUAUGGUGACAGGUCAAUCGUCGAAGGCUACCUCUCCACGGAGACAAUAGGUUUUGACUCUACCAGCGGUCGUCCAGUGCAAAUCCCCACAACUCUCUUUGGGUGCACCCAUCAGAGCAAUGGCACUUUUGACAAGAAUGAUGCUGGCCUCGUUGGUUUAGGUGGAGGAAAGCUCUCACUCAUCCGCCAACUCGGCUCUACCAUUGGGAGCAAGUUUUCCUACUGCUUGCCCUCGUCAACCCAAACAUCUGAAACGAGCAAGCUCAACUUUGGCUCCAAUGCAGUUGUCUCUGGCUCUAACGCUGUUACCACACCCUUGAUCUCCGGUUCUCCGGACACAUUCUACUUUCUUAGCCUUGAGCACAUCAGCGUGGCCGGAAAGACAGUUACUGUCGAGAAGCCCACACAAACCAAGGCGCCUGCCCAAGGCAACAUCAUCAUUGACUCUGGCACGACUCUAACACUCCUUGAUGAUAACACAUUGCAAUCCGUGGAGAGCAACGUGAAGAGCAGCGUUAGCCUUUCCCAAGUCACAGAUCCAAAUGGCGUCUUCAACCUUUGCUUUGAUGUCUCUGGAAGUGGAGCUUCCGCUAAGUUUCCAGAGAUCACCUUCCAAUUUUCUGGUGGGGCGUCAGUGGUCUUGCAACAAUCCAAUGCAUUUGUGGAAGCUUCUCAAAAUAUUGUGUGCCUUGCAAUGGUCUCUAGUGGAAGCACCCCAGAUUCUAUCAGCAUAUUUGGUAAUAUUGCACAACAAAACUUUCAUAUUGGCUAUGACCUUUCCAGCAUGCAGCUCACCUUUGCGCCGACCAAUUGCUCUACACUAUAG